AAUUGAGGCUCUGGCAGAAACAGGUCUAGACUACUGGUCAAACAAGAUUUCCAAUUGGCGAUCGUGUCCAGAAGACUUCAUUGAGCACAUCACUGCCAUAGAGAAACAUGACUGGCGCCAAUGUGGCAUUUUGGAGCUUCCCCCAGAACACCGAAUUGGCAGUCCUAUGCCACACGAGACGCCGACCGAUAUCUAUCUGGACCUGGCCGUGGAGCAAUUGGUCUUUACCGCGUUUAUGCAGCUUGCUCGAUACGCAGAGAUCCGUCGAUGCGUGCUGAAGCUCCGAGAGCUAGGCAAGCCAGAUACGGGCAUCAAGGCCAGACAACAAAUUUCGCAACCCGGUAAAAUCCGAAACACUUGGCACCAGCUCCGAACAGCUGCCUUCAUGAUCAAGCAAUGUACCGCCUCGCAAUUGCGUACCGCUUUUGCUGGUGGUCCAGGUCGCGGUAAAGUAAAGAAGAAUCUUUAUCCUAUCACCUUGCUUGACCCCGGCGUAUUUGACAAAUUGCCACCCGAUAUGAGAGCGUCGUUUGACCUGAUGAUGGGGGCCACUGGAGGAUGGGUUCAACCUUUUUUGUCUGGAUUUUCGAACUCCAAUAUCGAUCUACGUUACGAUUCUUGCCUCGCAGAAGAGGACGGCGAGGAUUGGUUCCAUCCUGCCCUCGCAAGAUACAGUCUAUACCCCUCUGAUUUCCGUUACGUGCCUGACACGAAGCAAAUUGAGCUUAACAAGCUUUACGGAGGUAUUCGAUGCCCCUCGGUGGAGUUUGUCCGCUAACCAUGGCCAGAACUCGAAGUUGAGCAAGCGAAAUUGGCCGACAUGGACCAAUUCGCAAUGCUGGACCCAUUUUUCCAGCGCCUCCUCAGCGAGCAGAACGCCUCAAACGAUCUCUAUAGCUCCGUUGCAUCCGUAUAUGCUCCUCAAGACGAGCACAGAGAGCUUCAGAGCAU
Molecule: messenger RNA, 951 nt
Organism: Kockovaella imperatae
Lineage: Eukaryota; Fungi; Basidiomycota; Tremellomycetes; Tremellales; Cuniculitremaceae
Exons: 5
Coding region: 167-778 (203 amino acids)
Source: RefSeq, a predicted model, not a curated record